UUUAUAGACGCAGGCACACAGCGAACUCUGCCACCGAUCGCGGAGAAAGAAGAGAGAGGAGGAGGAGGAGGAGGAGGAGGAGGAAGGAAGGAGGAAAAGAGCAAAAGAUCGAUCGAUCUUUCUUUCUUUCUUUCUUCUCAUGGAGUUGUUGUCGAUGGCGUCCGCCUUCAUGCUCUUUUACUGCUUCUUAAACAUUGCAUGGGUUGUUUUCCGGCGGUGGCGCGACCGACGGUGCUACCUGGUGGAUUAUGUGUGUUUCAAGCCCUCCGACGACCGGAAAAUCUCGACGGAGUUCAGCGGUAAGAUCGUGGAGAGGAACCGGCGGCUGGGGUUCCCGGAGUACAAGUUCCUGCUCAAGGUGAUCGUCAACUCCGGCAUCGGGGAGGAGACGUACGGCCCGAUGAACAUCGUGGAGGGGCGGGAGGAGAGCUGCACCUUCAGCGACGGCCUGGCGGAAAUGGACUCCUGCCUGGACAGCACCCUGGACGAGCUGUUCAAGCGGGCGGCGGCGUCGGGGGUGACGCCGCGGGACGUGGACGUGUUGGUGGUGAACGUGUCGAUGUUCGCGCCGGCGCCGUCGCUGGCGUCGAGGAUCGUGCGGCGGUACGGCAUGCGGGAGGACGUGAAGGCGUUCAACCUCGCCGGGAUGGGGUGCAGCGGCAGCCUCAUCUCGCUGGACCUCGUCUGGAACGUGUUCCAGGUGAGGGGGAAGACUACGGCGGUGGUGCUGACGUCGGAGUCGAUCGGGCCCAACUGGUACUGCGGCAGAGACAAGUCGAUGAUGCUGGGGAACUGCCUGUUCCGCUCCGGCGGGUGCGCGAUGCUGCUCUCCAAUGAUCCGGCGAUGCGGCGGCGGUCCAAGAUGAGCCUGCGGAGCCUCGUGCGCACCCACAUCGGAGCCAACGACGACGCGCACAACUGUGCCGCUCAGCUGGAGGACGACGAAGGCCUCGUCGGCUUCUUCCUCGGCAAAGAUCUCCCCAAGGCAGCCGUUCGAUCCUUCACCGACAACCUCCAGCGUCUCCUCCCCAAAGUCCUCCCCACCCGGGAGCUCAUCCUCUUCGCCGCCCGGACGGCGAAGCAGCGGCUGAAGUGGCUGAACAAGGCCGGGGCGGCGCCGGCGGCGACGCGCAUCAACUUCAAGUCCGGCAUCGACCACUUCUGCCUCCACCCCGGCGGCGCCGCCGUCAUCGAGGGCGUCGGCCGCAACAUGGGGCUCUCCGCCUACGAACUGGAGCCGUCGCGCAUGACCCUCCACCGCUGGGGCAACACCUCCGCCAGCAGCCUCUGGUACGUCCUCGCCUACAUGGAGGCGAAGCGCCGCCUGCGGAAGCGCCACCGCGUGCUCAUGGUCACCUUCGGCGCCGGCUUCAAGUGCAACAGCUGCGUGUGGGAGGUGGAGCGCGACCUCGACGACGAAGGAGCUUGGGAGGACUGCAUCCACAGCUACCCUCCCAAGACCCUGGCCAACCCCUACUUCGAAAAGUACGGCUGGAUCAACAAUGAGCAGUAGUCUCGUCCGCCAUUAUCCUCCUCUCCUCCUCCUCCUCCUCCUUCCAGCAGAACUACCAUGAAAGGACCUUCCACAGCUCAUUUGAUCAGAACAGAAUUUCCAUUCCCGGUAGUUUUAUCCAUCUUCUUCCUCCUGUUGCUGCUCCUGCUGCUGCUUUUCCAAUUAAGCUUUGAUUAUGAUGAUUAAUUCUUGGUCGCCCCUAAUUAAUCAACAAAAGCUUAAUUGAUUAAUUAAUUAUUUGUAUCCGCAUGCACUGUCCUGUUAAAUACCUGUUAAUUACUGGACUCAUUGUUGUAUUAAUGAAGUAAAUAAACCAAAGAAAGAGGGGAUACGAGUAUA
Zingiber officinale is the source of this 1852-nucleotide messenger RNA. RefSeq names its product 3-ketoacyl-CoA synthase 12-like. NCBI's taxonomy places the organism in Eukaryota, Viridiplantae, Streptophyta, Magnoliopsida, Zingiberales, Zingiberaceae. Gene Ontology annotation, molecular function: acyltransferase activity, transferring groups other than amino-acyl groups. The record is from RefSeq and is a predicted model, not a curated record. The transcript is spliced from 2 exons. Gene Ontology annotation, cellular component: membrane. The coding region runs from base 140 to 1513 and encodes 457 amino acids. Gene Ontology annotation, biological process: fatty acid biosynthetic process.